Humulus lupulus (European hop) is the source of this 1073-nucleotide messenger RNA. RefSeq lists its product as uncharacterized. The record is from RefSeq and is a predicted model, not a curated record. Bases 271 to 930 code for a protein of 219 amino acids. The transcript is spliced from 5 exons. Lineage: Eukaryota; Viridiplantae; Streptophyta; Magnoliopsida; Rosales; Cannabaceae.
GUGCAUCUAAUCUAUGAUACAGAAUUAUGGUGCAUUCUUGGAGAAAGACGGAGCAGGGUUUAGAUGGCAAGUUAAACUUACUGGAUUUCAAAAUGGGGAUAUAGACCUCUCAAAGUCUUUAUGGACCUACCAGGUUGGGCACAAGGGAGAAUUCUUGAAGAUAUAUGCUGCAGAAGAAAAUGAAAAGGCAGGGUGGACUGAUUUAACUCCAGAUGCUGAUCCAUCGAUAUUAACUUGGUACAAGAAAUUGGAGGAGAAAAUGAUCUUGAGAUGGCCAAGAGCAAACAUCAUCCAGACUUAAAAGAAGAACAUCAAGAAGAUUGGAUGAUUUUGUGUGAUCGAUGGUGUUCUCUUGAAUUUAAGGAAAGAGCAUUAAAGAAUACUACCAAUCGAUCAAAGAGAAAAUGGGAGUCGAAAAAUGGUUCAGUCUCCACACCACGACAUCACAUUCGACGUGGAAUGGUGUUAACUUCUCCUACCGGUCAAAUUGAGACAUGGCGUCUAAAGCAUUAUGAUGCUGAGAAAGGAUGGACUGGAAUAGAGCUCGGGCCAUUAUAUGAUAAAAUGAUGGAGUUAAGGGGUCAACAUCCUCCAGAAGAACUGUCUGAUAAAGAGAUUAUGGAGCGUGUACUUGGACGUGAUUUGGUAUACUUGCGAGGGCGGGGGCGGUCUCCUAGUGUCACAACUUCUACUUCACAUCGUGAAAAUAUUGUGGGUAAUCAACCAACUUAUGAAGAGUUAGUUGAACGACUUAAUGAUACAACUUCCCUCCUUAAUGCUACUAACGAACAACUUAGUGUGGUUGUGGAUAUACUUCGUCAUAACAAUUUGAUGGCACCGCCUCCACCACCUCCAACAGACCAAGCUUCAGAUGCAAAUUUAAGAGAGUCGCCAUCUAUUUCAGUUCGGGAGUCACAAGAUGAUUCUUAGUUUAUUUACAUUAAUUUACUAAGGAAUGAACUUUAUGAAGUUCUUUUUAUUUUUGUAGGGGUAACCUUAAAAUGAUAACUUUAUGACUUAUUUUAGUAUUGACCAUUAUAAAGAAUUUUAGCAUUAAACAUUUUAUUAUUGAA